Triticum dicoccoides is the source of this 1792-nucleotide messenger RNA. RefSeq lists its product as uncharacterized. Bases 1 to 957 code for a protein of 318 amino acids. Gene Ontology annotation, molecular function: protein binding. The record is from RefSeq and is a predicted model, not a curated record. The transcript is spliced from 3 exons. NCBI's taxonomy places the organism in Eukaryota, Viridiplantae, Streptophyta, Magnoliopsida, Poales, Poaceae.
AUGGAGGCACGGACGAGCUCGCCGGCGGCCGCCGCCGCGCCGCUUCCCCCGGACGAUCUCCUCCGGGAGAUCCUGAUCCGCCUCCCGCCGGAGCCGCUCCAUCUCUUCCGCGCCUCCUUCGUCUGCAAGCACUGGCGCGGCCUCGUCCACGACGCCCGUUUCCUCCGCCGCUUUCGCGAUUUCCACGGCGGCACGCCUCCCGUGCUCGGCUUCUUCAACCAGAAAGGGCCUCCCUUCUUCGUCCCCACCUCCGGCGGCUUCGCGCUCUCCACCGCCACGAUGUCCCCCGAUGACUGGUGGGCCUACGACUGCCGGCACGGUCGCGCCCUCUUUUGGAGCUACCGCACUGGGACGCUGCUCGUCUGGGACCUCGUGACCGGCGACGAGCGCUACCUGUCGUUCCCCGCGCAGGCCUCUCAUGGGUGCUUCGAGUACAAUGCCGCAGUUCUGUGCGCGGCUGGCCACACCAACCACGGCGACUGCCGUUCCUGCCCGUUUCUCGUGGCGUUCGUGUUCAGUCACCAGUCCAAUUUCAUCACCUCCGCAUGUGUCUUCUCGUCCGAGACCGGUUUCUGGGGUGAGAUCACUUCCAUUGUUAUACCACAUGCAUUAGUUCAGGCAAAGCCCACGGCUCUGGUUGGAAACACACUCUACUGGCUGUUGGAUAAUGACAGUAUCAUUGAGUUCGAUUUGGAUAAGCAUAGCUUGGAUUUAGUUGAGGAGCUGCCAUAUGGCUAUGAUCAGAUUAUCAUCAUGCCGACAGAGGAUGAGUGCCUUGGUUUAGCCGGAGUGGAACGAUUCAAUCUCCAUCUGUGGUCAAAGUUGGCGAGCAUUGACGGGGUAGUGACAUGGACACACCAAGGGCUUUUUUGGAUCACAGGAUUAGAAAACAAAGGAAUUCAAAAAACACAGGAAUUUGACGGGAUUGUAGGUGCAAAACAGAGGAUUACAAAAUAGAGGAAAACUACAAGAAUGGUCAUUUGGAUGGAACACAGGAAAAGUGCCUCGAUCCUACGCGAAUCAGUGUAAAAAAGAGGUUAUAGUGGAUGUUGAAAUUCCUAUAGGAUUGAGGUGUAGGAAUGCAUCCAUAGGAAUUUUGGAGGUGUGGUUCCUUUGAUCCAAAGGGCUUCUUUAGGAAAAAAUCCAAUGGAUUGGAAUCCUCCAAUAUUCCUAUGAAAAUCCUUCAAUCCAAAGAGGCCCCAAAGGGUGAUUGAUCUCAAAAAGUUUCUUGCCCCCGAAGUAGUGGCAGGGUAUAUGGUUCAAGAUAUUCGAGCGGAGGCAUUUGGCUAUGCGGAAGAUGCUGAUGUGAUCUUCAUUGAUGUGUAUCCUAGCAUCUACAUGAUCCAUCUCAAGUCCAUGAAGGUCAAGGAGGUGGAGGUGUCAGGCAAACGCAUCUGCAGAUACAUUUUUCCUUACUCAAGUUUCUACGCUCCAGGAAUUACCAUUGGUGGUGGAAAAGAUCAAGCUGAACUGUUGAACAACAGUUGAGAUGACUCUGCUCUUACAUCUGCUGAUACACUUUUUUGGUUGAAGAGGUUCUAUUCUUUGUAGCCGUGAAGCGGAAACAGCUUACUCAUGCUGGAUGUUUGAUCUCUUGGUUGGUGGCACCUUAAAAUGUUGGAGGGCUCAAUGUGGCUGUAAACAGACGACUACUCCUUGACAGAUGUGUCAUUAACAUGCAAAACGUGAGGAAUUAAUCGUGUAAUGUUGUCUUCAGUGAUCUUUAUAGAUGUUGACCAACCGCAACGGUGCUUUGUAAAAUGUACUUUGUUUUGUGAAAUAUUGGUGAUGA